CCGGAACAACCCGUAAUCCGCCGCCAAGCUGGGGCAGCAGUCGUGAUACCUUCAGAGCUCCCGGCUGCAUAUAACUCUUUUGUCCCUCUUCCGCCAACCUCCGCAUUCUGCUCUCGCCACAGAGCAACCACAAAAACCUCCGCAAUGCUCUCGCCCGCUUCCUCAAGAAUACUCGCCAGCGGCACCCGCCGUGCGCUGCUCUCGUCCCGUGGCUUCCACGCCUCGGCUCGGCGCAUGGCCGACUCUGCGCCCCUGCCGGCGCGCAAGCCCAUGGGCGCCUUCAGAGGAGGUCUUUUUGGCUUCUUGUUUGGAAGCGUCCUGGCCGGCGGCGCCGUCUACAGCUACGUCUUGCAAGAGUACAGGACAUCCAACGAACUGCUCACUGAGGACAUUUACGCUCUCCAAGCUUCCGUCACCCGGCUGACAAACCACAUCAAGACGCUCGAGGAGAAGAUCCAGCAGAAGAGGAAGUAAAAGGAAAGGAAAGAAAAAGUAAAACUACGAAUAGCGCUCGUCGUUUGGGAGGACGUAUUCAACACUUGUGUUGUUUUCUUUUGUAACAAAACAAAUCCUGUAAAUCUGUACCUUGGGUAUCUUGCCACUGCACGAAUACAUUCGCAAGCACUCUUGGGACAAGAAAACUUGGUGAUCAAAUUCAGGUGCUUUCAUCAGAGCAAUGCUUCAUAUGGGCGUUGCGCCAGUAUGCAAUUGCUAGUACUUAUUUAAAGAAUCCAUAAACCAGCGCCGACGAUUUGUUUUUUCUCGUCAAGAAGCAAUACCCACAAUUAUACAGUGUUUUGUUUU
This is a messenger RNA of Trichoderma citrinoviride, 804 nucleotides long. RefSeq lists its product as hypothetical. The coding region runs from base 145 to 474 and encodes 109 amino acids. The transcript has 10 exons. The record is from RefSeq and is a predicted model, not a curated record. NCBI's taxonomy places the organism in Eukaryota, Fungi, Ascomycota, Sordariomycetes, Hypocreales, Hypocreaceae.